Molecule: messenger RNA, 2679 nt
Organism: Eruca vesicaria subsp. sativa (arugula)
Lineage: Eukaryota; Viridiplantae; Streptophyta; Magnoliopsida; Brassicales; Brassicaceae
Source: the annotation of a GenBank genome assembly
AUGGACCUCAAGUUUAGGGCUUUUACGCCAAGCUUCUUCUUCUCCUUUUUGAUUAUCAUCUUCCUUAUAAAAAAACCAGAUUUGGGAUCAGCAUCUAAUCCUAAAUGUAUAUCCACAGAGCGCCAAGCUCUUCAAACCUUCAAACAAUCACUUACUGAUCCAUCUGGUCGACUCUCUUCUUGGUCCGGACCUGACUGCUGCAAAUGGCCGGGUGUUCGCUGCGACCGCAGAACCAGCCACGUCAUCAAGAUUGAUCUCAGAAACAGGAAUCAAACCGUUUACCCUGAUGAAUUUAAACAGAAUUGCUUGGGGGGUAAGAUACAUCCAUCUUUGACCCAUCUCAAGUUCUUGAGCUAUCUCGACUUGAGUUCAAAUGAUUUCAACGGCCUGGAGAUCCCUGAGUUCAUCGGCCACAUGGUUAGUCUAAGGUACCUGAAUCUUUCUUUCUCAUCGUUUUCCGGUGAAGUUCCUGCGAGUCUUGGGAAUUUGUCGAAGCUGGAGUCUCUUGAUCUGAACAUUGGAUCAUGGCCUUCCUUUGAUAUGCGCGCAAGCAGCCUCAGGUGGCUUUCGGGUCUGCCUCGUUCACUGACUUACCUAAACAUGGGGUAUGAGUUGCAUUUGAUCAACUGUGAGCUCAAUAAAUUACCUCUUUCUUCGUCUUUGUCUUCGUCCGCGAAUCUGAAGCUCCUUGAAGUUCUUGAGUUGUCUGAAAACUCUUUCAAUUCACCGAUACCCAACUGGCUAUUUGAUCUCACCAGCCUCAGAAAGCUAUCCCUCCAACGGGCUGGUCUCGAGGGCUCGAUUCCUUCCGGAAUCAAGAAGCUGAAGCUUCUAGAGACACUAGAUAUGUCUAAUAAUGGACUCACGGGAGAAAUUCCAGCGGUUCUUGGAGGUCUUCCUCAACUGAAGUAUAUUGACCUUUCAAUAAACGUUUACCAAGGCCACAUCCACAGGUUCCUUGACGCCUUCUCCAAAAACAAAGAAAAUAAAUUGGUCUAUCUCAAUCUUCGUUUCAACAAGUUAAAUGGAACAUUGCCUGAAUCGCUUGGAACGUUGAGGAAUCUACAGACUCUGGAUCUUUCAACCAAUUCCUUCUCGGGUUCGCUUCCUUCCUCGGUGGGAAAUAUGUCGUCACUGAAGAAACUUGAUAUUUCUUUCAAUGCCAUGAACGGGACGAUCGCUGAAAGCUUUGGGAAGCUUGAGGAGCUUGUGGAACUAUACUUGAUGGAGAACCAGUGGAACGGUGUUCUACUAAAGUCUCAUUUCGUCAAUCUUAGAAGCUUGAAAAUCAUUCAUCUCACAACUGAUCCAAACAGAUCUCUCGUCAUCAAUCUGCCAUCUACAUGGGUUCCUCCUUUCAGACUGAAGCAGAUAAACAUCGAGAACUGCAAGAUCGGCCCUACGUUUCCAAUGUGGCUUCAAGUACAAAACAAACUCAACUCCGUCACACUCAGGAACACUGGAAUUGCGGAUAAAAUACCCCACAGCUGGUUCUCAGGAAUAGCUUCUCAUGUAACUGAACUGAUUCUAGAAAACAACAGAAUCAAAGGUACAUUACCUCAAAAUCUGUUCUUCCCAAAGUUAAACACCAUUGAUUUGAGCUCCAACAACUUUGAAGGCCCUUUCCCAUGCUGGACAACAAACGCAACACAGCUGUAUCUUUACCAGAACAACUUCUCGGGUUCUCUUCCACUUAACAUUGAUGCUUUGAUGCCAAGUUUGGAAAGGAUGUACCUCUUUCAUAACAGCUUCACCGGAGAAAUCCCAUCGUCUCUAUGUGAAGUCACCGGACUGCACAUCCUCAAUCUAAGAAACAACCGUUUCUCUGGUAGUUUCCCAAAUUGCUGGCAAAUUUCAUCCCAGCUUAAUGGAAUUGACGCGUCUGAGAAUAGCAUAUCAGGCAAAAUACCAGAGUCUCUAUGUGAGAUGCCUUCUCUCAAUGUCUUGCUUCUGAACCAGAAUGUAUUGGAAGGUAAUAUCCCAGACAAGUUUCAGAACUGCUCUAGCCUCACACACAUUGAUCUUGGAGGAAACAAGCUUACUGGGAAACUUCCAUCGUGGCUUAGUAAGGUGCUUCCUUUGUCCAUGCUUCGUCUGCAAAAUAACUUCUUUGAUGGUCAAAUCCCAGAUGAUCUCUGCAACGUCCAGAUGCUACACAUUUUGGAUCUCUCAGAAAACAAACUAUCGGGUCCGAUUCCUAAAUGCAUCAGCAGUCUUAUAGCCAUUGCGCAAGGGCAAAGCUCCGAGGGGUUUCAGAAGAUUGUCUCCAGAGUUACAAGAACUAGUAAAUACCAAGAGAUGCUCGAUAGCAUAAAUCUUUCUGGAAACAACAUAACCGGAGAAAUACCAGUGGAGAUCUUUGACCUCUCUUACCUUAGAAUCCUAAAUUUAUCAAGAAACUCCAUCGCAGGAAGCAUUCCCGGGAAUAUUUCAAAACUUGGUCACUUGGAGACGCUUGAUCUAUCAAGUAACAGGUUUUCUGGUGUAAUUCCUCAUGGCUUGGCAGAAAUAUCUUCUCUGCAUACGCUGAAUCUUUCGUACAAUAAACUGGAGGGGAGCAUACCUAAGCGUCUCAAGUUUGAAGAUCCCUCCAUUUACAUUGGAAAUGAGUUACUCUGUGGGAAACAACUUCCUAAAAAGUGUCCAAGGAAGCAGCAAAAUGCUGUACUUAUUAAUUAA